Harpegnathos saltator (Jerdon's jumping ant) is the source of this 996-nucleotide messenger RNA. Its product is annotated as heat stress transcription factor A-1a. Bases 358 to 996 code for a protein of 212 amino acids. The record is from RefSeq and is a predicted model, not a curated record. The transcript has 3 exons. Lineage: Eukaryota; Metazoa; Arthropoda; Insecta; Hymenoptera; Formicidae.
AAGCAAUCCAGUACGAAAACAAGCACCGUGUGCCGCUAGCUUAACUUAUUGCACUAGUUCAGCAGUGCAGCUAAAAAUAACAGACCAAAUAGGUCUGUUUUUUAUCACUGAACUAGUGUACACUCAGGGAACAUAGAAAGAAAUAGAUAUACAAUACAUCUAGAAGUUGAGUGAAAGGGAGAGAAGAGAAUAAGUGCAAGUUAGUGCAGCCAGUUCAGCAAUAAAAAACAAACCUAUUAGCACAGCUCAGCCAAUCGCAAGGUUAGCUUACGCGGAUGGUUUACGCAGGAAACGUUCUGCUGCAACGGCUGCCAUAUUGUUGGAUACACUUUGAAUUGGAACGGUCGCUUUCAAAACAUGGAUCGUAAAGAAUUCAAUGAGAUUCUCAGCGAGUUUGUUGAACGACGAGCGGAAUCAGCAGUACCCAGCACGAGCGGUAUGAUGGACUUUGGGAGCAUCGAUCUCGCCAACGAACUUAAUCAGAUAGAGCGAAACAUUAACUGUUACAAGUCAAAAUUGAAAAACUGUCGCGACAAAUACGAAAAUGUGAAGAUGGAGAUUUGCGACGUGCAGCAGCAUCGGUACAAAGCGUUGUUCGAGUUGAAUAACACGCGAAUGGAAGAGCAGAUUCUGCGGGGGCGUUUGGAGAAAAUACAUUUGAGUCAUGAGACGUGCGUGGAGAAGACAGGCGGUUACGAAAAUCUCGACGAGAGGAUCCAGGCGAUAAUCAACGACGUGACGACGCAGAGAAACACGUUGAUGCAGGAAUUGAUACAAUUGAGAAAAAACGCUGACGAUAACGACAGAAAACUCGCCCAGGUGAAAGCUAUGAUCACAGAACAAGAAGAAAAGAACGCAACUUUGCUACAAGAACUGACGAAAAAGUUUGAGAACACCGCGUUCAUCUCGGAAGAUACACGAAAACGAAUAAAUGCUCUUCUGGAACACUCGAAGAUAGACGAAAGGAGCAACACAAUCACGAAUGAUACAACAUAG